This is a messenger RNA of Halichondria panicea, 2095 nucleotides long. Its product is annotated as ras-GEF domain-containing family member 1B-like. The coding region runs from base 107 to 1942 and encodes 611 amino acids. Lineage: Eukaryota; Metazoa; Porifera; Demospongiae; Suberitida; Halichondriidae. The transcript is spliced from 21 exons. Gene Ontology annotation, molecular function: guanyl-nucleotide exchange factor activity. The record is from RefSeq and is a predicted model, not a curated record. Gene Ontology annotation, cellular component: plasma membrane. Gene Ontology annotation, biological process: Ras protein signal transduction; positive regulation of GTPase activity.
GGGCUCAUAACUAGCUGCAAAAAGGGGUGGGGCUCGUUGUUUACAAAGUAGUUGCAGUUUUAGUUUAGUUUUCUUUAGCUCUUGUCUCCUCUCCUUGGUGUUGGUAAUGGCUGGUCCUAAGAGCAAAGCAGGAACAGAUCUAUUCAGUAUACAGUUCGAGGUCACAGAGAAGUUGCUGGAAGCAGAAGAGAAGAAGUUACGAGUGCUCAAGACUGAAGUAGAGGCCAGCAAGCACUCUGAUGCUGGAGAUGACUCCAAGAGGGCAAGGGAAUUGGAGAUGCAGGAAAACAGUUACUUGCGUAUCAAGAUGCAGCAUCAGAGAUUGGCUCAGGAGAUGCAGGAUAUUGCCGAGGCUCGUAUGGUGCAGAGGCAACCAAAGAUGAAAGUGUCGAGAAGUCUCCCGGCAAUAGUCAUGAAACCUGCCCACAAACCACGACCGUCAGUAUUUGAUCACCUCGUACCCAAGACUGCAGCGGAUGUACAAGCAAACGGUGGUGGUCUCUCUCCUGGGUUCUUCCAAGGUUCCAUGGUCGCUGCUCCAGGACAAAACACUGAUGAGCUGCAAUAUAAGGAUGGUGUUCUAGUGGCUGGAUCACUCAAUGAACUGGUCACACUACUGGUUCCCACGGAAACCCAUUAUCCUGAGAGGACGUACAUGUUCGCUUUCCUCCUCUGCUCACGAUUGUUCAUUAAACCAUAUGAACUACUUAGUCGAGUUACCAGGAUGUUUCACAUACGACUGAAGCAAUUCAAUACUUCAGGAAAGCCGAGUGAUGAAGGACCAGGGCACAACAUGGUGCAGUGUCUCAGUGAGUGGACCGAGAUGUAUCCGUAUGAUUUCAGAGAUGAGAGGAUGAUGAGGUCACUAAAGGAGCUGACCCAGACAUGUGCUGCUAUAUCCACAGAUCUACGUCGCUCUGUGGGUCAGUUGCAGUCAGCUCUAGUGCAAAAACUAAGUGUUCUUGAUAAGUACGAGCAUGUGCUCUCCCAGGUGAACGCUGUGGCAAUGGAUAGACUCAUCGACCCCACCACUCAAGUCAACCUACUGUCAGUAUGUGAGGACCCCACUAUUCUAGCACAGCAGCUCACACAUAUUGAAAUGGAGCGGCUCAACAACAUUGGACCAGAGGAAUUCAUACAAGCAUUUGAGAAGACGGAGGCAGAGCCACUGUAUCGAGAUCUCAAGAAGACUAGUAACCUGGAGGCUUAUGUGGAGUGGUUCAAUAGACUUAGCUAUCUCGUUGCCACGGAGAUAUGUGUGGCGGAAAAGAAGAAAAGUAGAGGAAAGUUGAUAGAGUUUUUUGCUGACACAGCACUAGAAUGUCGGAGACUGCAUAACUACAACUCCUACAUGGCAAUCUGUGCUGGUCUGUUUAUGAGUUCUGUCACAAGAUUAAAGAAAACACGAUCGAGAGUAACCAGCGGUAAACUACAAUCAAUCGAGGACUUUAUGGAUCCAAUGGGCAACUUCUCCAUCUAUCGCCAUCACUUGGAGAAGGCAGUGAGCGAGGCUAACCAAGGCAAGAGUGGGCAGAGAUGGGUAGUUCCAUUCUUCAGUCUCAUUGUCAAGGACAUCUACUUCAUGCAGCAAUCAAGUGGCAAAACCCCGAGUGGUCUGAUCAGGUUUGAUAAGUGCAUUGCUCAGGCACGUCUUGUCUCUCAGAUCCUCUGCUAUAAGGACAUUGUGUUACCAUUUCCGAGAGUGAGAGCAGCACUCAAUUAUCUCAUGACCAUCCCAGUACACACUGAUGACGAGCUGCAAUUGGCAUCCUUUGAGAUUGAGCCUCCAGAUAACAGUGGAGAGAGGAAGAGAUACCAAGAUCUCAAGAUGAUCCUCGGCUCAUUUGGUGGGCGUAUCAAGCGUACCAACAGCACUGGGUCUACCACCAGCACUGGGUCAUCCCCUCCACCUACCUUCCCAACCAUAAGGGAGGAGGCAUAGCAACCAACACCAUAUCACACUUCUUUGCCUAUACUAUUUUUAUCCUCACUGUUCUUAUUGUUCAGUUUUUAAUUCUGCUGUACACCAGGUAUACCCCUUGAUGGAACAUUCAAAAAUUAUUUUGCAAAAAUAAAACAAAUUUUAAAACGAUAA